This is a messenger RNA of Mya arenaria, 5893 nucleotides long. RefSeq names its product cation-dependent mannose-6-phosphate receptor-like. Bases 36 to 758 code for a protein of 240 amino acids. Gene Ontology annotation, cellular component: trans-Golgi network. The record is from RefSeq and is a predicted model, not a curated record. NCBI's taxonomy places the organism in Eukaryota, Metazoa, Mollusca, Bivalvia, Myida, Myidae. The transcript has 7 exons.
UAACCGACAGGACGAAAACGAAAACAAAACCAAAGAUGAACUACGGUCGUUCACUUAUCUCAUUUUAUUAUCUGCUUUUGAUAGCGUUGUCAGUUGUUAAAACUGUCGCACAAACAUGCGAAAAGCUCACAUCUUGCAGCUGCAAAGCUGGUGAAUUCACAUUCAGUUUAUCUCAACUUAAAUUCCAAAGCUUGAGUAUAACGAAUGGGAGCUACACAUAUGUCUACCAACCCUGUGGAACAGUUACAUGUGGAGGGAUAAAUACUGCUGCUAUAUGUCAGAGAAGUAAUGUUCAGUCGGCCUUUUAUGAUGUUGGGGAUGGAGACACUGCUGCCUUCACGGGAAGUCCCUUAAACAACACCCUUGUUCUAACCUUCACAAGUGAUCAAAGAACAUCGAACAUUAAAAUCAGUUGUAACCGACGUGAACAAAGCAAAUUUACACAUGUGAAUGAAGAUCCACCAAACACCUAUACCUUUGUCUUGGAGACUCCAUUUGCCUGUACCUCUCCGGAACCACCCACACCCAAACCCAAACACAAUCUGAGCACAGGCUCUGUCUUACUUAUAAUCUUUUUCGUGUUCCUUCUCGUGUAUUUCGUGGUUGGCAUCUUGUUCCUGAAGUUUGUCAGAAGAGCCAUCGGAACUGAAGCCAUACCAAACUAUGAGUUCUGGUCGUCUCUGCCGGGAUAUAUAAAGGAUGGUGUCACAUUCACAUGCCGAGGAUGUAAAUCAGAGUCAUCUUAUUCCCAAAUUUGACCAGACCUUCACAUUACUGCAUUAUCGCUGGGCACCAUCCAAUCCACAGGGAAGCUAUCUUUAACCACUCAUCUUGAAGAUCUUCCAUUUUACUCCCUGAUAUUACCUUAUUUUUUUUAAAUGCAUAUUGUCAUGUGGAUUUUUAGCUCAUCUGUGUUGGAUUUUUUUGAGGAAAAAAGGAGGAGGUAUUUUCAUAGCCUUGGUGUUGUUGUCAUUAGGGUGGUCACCUACUUCUUUGUUGUUUAAACACUUUGACCUUCGCAAUAACUCAAAUCCAUUUAAGAUAUUCAUAUGAAACUUGGUACAUAUAUGGACAGAGACAUUAGAUUUGACUUACUUUAAUGUAGAGUUAAGCAACUUUUUCUGCUUUAUGAUAACAGAAAAGUGUUGGAGUUCACAAAAAACCAUGCUUGGCACUUUUGUUUUGUAUCUUAUGAUGACUUGAAAAAGACUCUUUUAAUAUAACAUGCCAAGGAUAUUUUUUUUAUAUAUAUUUGUGCUACUGCACGGUUUAUUUGAUAAUGGGUGUCAUUAACGUGCUGCUGUAAGUCAUACAAGUUUUAUCCAUAUUGCAAACUGAAAAUGAAAGUAGUCCAAUUUUGUACUGAAACCAUAGUAUUGAAGAGUCUCAGGAGCCCAUUUCAAUUAUGAUCUUAGUUGAUCUGAGUCAUUGACUGAAAUCAUCUUAGUAACAUAUUUAUGUUAUUUUGCUACAUUUUUGCUUUAUAAUAACAGAAGAGUGUUGGCUAAUAUCAAGAAUGAAUACAAAGUUAAUUAAAUAAAAAAAUUGUCUUCUUGACAUUUGCGAAUUCUUAACAGAUUUAAGAUUAUUGAAGUUGCAAUUCAGAUUGAUUUUAUUGUAAAUUUUGUUAUGUAAUUAUUUUGUUCUGCUUGCAUAAAUAAUGUUAUAUGUUUGCAUUACAUGUAAUAGGUUUGGAAAAUAUCUUUGAUGAUCAGACCCCAAUUUCUCGAAACGUAAUAAGUCCCUAAUAACAGGAUUAAGCUAAGCUCACUGUUUUUGUUUUUCAAUAAUUUGUGUGAUAUUUACUUCUUUUUUAUACUUAAGAUAGGAAUUAUUUUUAGGAUAAUCACAAAUAACCAUUUUUCAUUUUGUCAAAAAUCAAUUUAAGUAUGUAUUUUGACUAAUUGAAAUAAGCUACUUAAGCCAUUUUAAGCUUAAGAAGUUUUGAGAAAUUGCGGCCAGUUCAUAUUUUUCAAUUAAUGUUCCAAUGAUUUUUCAUUGCAUUAAGUCUUAGGGUUGUCAAAUGUCUUCAGUGUAUCAAUUUUAGUGAUUUCAUUUUAAGGCUUGUUCAUCCAAGCCCCAAUAUUACGAAAAUACUCGAGUCGAAUCUCAAUCUCAAAAUGUUUUACUAAUUUUAAGAGCACAUAAUCUUGUGCAUUAUGUUCAUUAACACAUCAUUGCUCAAUAUUCUAUUUUUAAAAAAUGUACUGGAGUAAAACUCAAAAAUAAAUUGGACUGAAGUGCUAUUUUUGCUCUCAAAUAAUUGUUGUUUUUAUCAUCAUAAUCUAUCAGGACUAUUCCAUUUAAACAUAAAGCCCCCGUGGGGAAGGCACUUUUAAAUUAUGCCAUCCCCCUACACUAUAUACUAUUUAAAUAAUUGCCUUCCCCUCGGUGAUUGUAUGUUUUGCUGGAAUAGCCCUGAGUGAAUGCGAUUAAUAGUUAUACAAAUACAAUUUUUAAUCAUAUGAUGCGGUUAUGUGAUUAAACGAGUUGAGUUUGAGAUUGAGGUUUGAAUAUUUUUGUGAUAUUAGGGCCGGUUCUUCAUGUCAGAACUUUUAGAUCGCCAUUAAUACUACAUGUAAAAAGUUGUUUUCAUUUUUGUUGCAUCUUAUUGAGCUUUCAAAUUCUUGGGUAUUUGGUGCUUUAUUUGUUAACAUAUUGUGCCUUAUAUAAUCCUAUUGAACAAUAUUGAAAGGCAAGCCAAACAUAUAAACUUUAACAUAUAACAUUAACAUAUAAACCCCUAAUUAGCACAAACUCAGUAAUGAGACCACCUUGCUAUUAAGACCAUUUUCUCAAAGUCCCAUAGGUGCUCUGAUUAGAGGGGUUUUACUGUACAAGAAAUGAGGACUUUUUUUUGUCGAAUCUCUUCUAUUGAACAAAAUAAUGUAUUUUGAAUCUCUACAUAAUCUUUUUAUUUUCAAAGUAAAAUUUAUUGCUAGAGUUGAAUGUAUCAAAGCAAUAUAUUUUUAAAAAAAAUGAAUGUGCUUGAUUGAUAUGGGGAUUUUUGAAAGAGUUAGAGUUUGUAUUUAAUUUUUUGAUGAUUAUUUCAUUAAUAUUGUUUUUACUAUGUUGACAAUUAUUUGAUCAAUUAUUCAUUCAUCUUAAUCGAAAGUAUACAGAUAUUUUAUUAAUUUUGGUCUGAAACAACAACAACAACAACAAUAAUGCCACUUGAAACCAAGAUUAUAUAUUACUCGUAUUUGAUCGCAAACCUUUACCAAAGGCUGCUUUGAAACCUUGCACAUCUUUGUACAACACUGUCAUACAGUCAAAACUUGCUAUGUCGAAGUCGUUGGAACCUCGGAAAAUGAUUCGAAAUAACAAACAUUAGACGUAACCAUAAUACAAAACAUGUCUUAUUUAACCAAUCAUGUCUAGAAAAAGUUUGACAGAACCAGAACUUUUGAGAUUACAGAGUUCGACAAAGCAAGUUUCGACUGUAUUUUGUUUUAUGUUAAUUCGAAAGUUUGACCAAAGUGUACAUGUAUUCAAGCCCAUCAUGUUCACAGAAUGUACAUGUUUUACCUGGGAUCAUUUUAGCCUAAUCCCAGAUUGUAUUAAUACUUCAUCAUGUUCAUGGCAGUACAUAUUUGAUACAAAUACAUAUAACAUGUUGGUAAUGUGUAACCGACAUUGCAACCUUCACAUCUGAAUAUUUUAAGUCAUCUAUAAUUUGCGAAAGCUGUCAUUUUCUAAAAUUGUUAUUUCGAAAUAUGUUAUUUCCAAGAAAAAAAAUCUGGGUCCCAAUGAUUUUAGAUUAACAGUGUUUAAAUGUAAAUGUAUAUAAAAUAAUAUUGAUUUUAGAAAGAAAUAGUUAUGCAAAGCAAUAGAAAAUAAACUGCCUUUUGCCAUAUGAUCAUAACUUCAUAAGUAUGUUCUGUCAUGGUGACACUGACUGAAACAUUGACUUCUGUGUUGUAAAGUGAGCACAGUGGCUGAGCAUUUUUUCCCAGAAAUCCAUGUUUUUUGGUGUAAAUGAACUCGGGAAUAAAUCUUUGCUAAGAUACACUUCAUCACCGACCUACAAUGUAUAAACCAUUCAUUUAUUGUUAAUAGGUCCAUGGCUUUAUUUAUUGAAUUACUGCUUUCGGUUGAUGAUUGUGAUGUUGUCUGUCCACUAAAGGGUUGUCUGAAAAAGCAGUUUUACUAAAAUUACUUGCAACAAAAGUAUAAUUUGUAUUGUAAUAAGUUUGCUUCGUUGCUCACUUUUCUGCCGAAACUUUGUAUUAUAUUGUAUAAUUUCUGUUUUUAAUUCUCACUGGCACACUAUUAUUAUAUACUUAGUAGUUUAUCUCUCAUUUUCCAUUUUAUUUGCAGUAAAUAGUAUAAGUCAUUCUCGUUCACUAGAGUGAUGAUGCUAUGCAUACCACAUUUGAUUGAUCAUUAUCAAACCUCUGAUGAAUGGGAAUGAGUAUAAGUUAGAUAAACGAAAAUACAUGUACUGCAAUGCACCCCAAUGCAAAUAAAUUUUGCGUCUAUCUCAGAAAAUAUUUUUAGUUUAUAUAUUAUGUUAGUUAGAGGACUAGAUUAAGAAAUGUUUGUCUUCUUAAUACCAGCUAUGCAUUCCCUGUUUAUUGCCUUGUUGUCAAAUCGGUCUGCCAAAUUGUAUAUCUAUUGUCUGUUGGCUAAUUAGGCCUGUGUUCAAAGAAAAAGGGGCAGUGACAGAGCUGGUUGAUGAUAACAAACACCAGUGGUCAAUACAGAAUAUCACCAAUAAACAACCAUGUAAAAUACUCUGGGUUUGGGUGGGGGCGUCACUUACAGAAGGCUUAAAAUAGACCUUUAUGAUUUACGAUUGUAUCUUUUUUUUAACAUAUUCAUGUAUUAUAAGUUGAACAUGUGUAUGUAAUUUUAAUCAGUUUUAUUAGUUGGUGUUAUUUUAAGCAGUUUUUCUUAUUUUUUAUUUAUACUAGGUAAAAUACCAGGUUCAUUAAUUGUUAAUGUUUGAUGACUAUAAUUAGUUCUGUAAGAUAUUAAAGACCAUCGGUAGAUAACAAACAUGAAACUAUAUAACUAAAUAUUUUCGCUGCAUAGAUCCACAUUUUUGUUUUAAAUGUUUACCAUAGUAUUGUAAUUCACUCAAACAUGCAUUUACUUCACAAUAAGGGAAUAUAUUUCGAAAAUGUAUUAUCAAAUGCUUAUAUAAUCCACUGGAUACUUGGACCACCGCCCUCUAACAAACGACCUCCAACAAGUGACUAGGUGGAGCUAGCUGGCCCUUAUUCGCAUUAUGUUUAUUGUUUGAGCUGAUUACCAAAUAGUCAGAUAAUAUCCAGGCCCCAUUUUCUCGAAACCACUUAAGCCUAACAAGUUGAAGUAGUUUAUUUCAUUAAGCCAAAGUUCAUACUUAUAAUCAUGGUUUUGCUAAAUAAAACAUACCUGGUGGUAGUGAGCAUAAAUAUAAUUUCCCUUUGAAGUCCAGAAACUGUUAAGAUUGUGACUAUUGCGCAAUUUGUGCCUAAACAAAACUAGUGAGCUUAGCUUCAUCCUGGUGUAAGGGGCUUAAGAUGUUUCGGGAAAUUAGGGCCAGGGUCAUCACAAGAUUGAACAUUGUAGUGACACCAAUAGUCCUAGCUGGUAUCUGAAUGCUGAACAUUAACUGAAGCUGCAAUUAAUUGAAAUACAUAGAUAGUUUUUAGUACUGUGUGAUAUAUAUACAUAUAUAUACAUAUAUAUAUUUAGGAUUAAUGAUUAUAUGCACUUUAUAUGAGAAUUGAAUGCACUACAUCACAUUUAUAGAUGACAUUCCGUUGGCAUUGAGCAUUGGUUUAAAAGUGAUCUGAUAGAUAUUGAAAAUGUGUUCGAAAUAUGAACGAUUGAUAUUUGCUUUCUAUUCUUUCAAUGUGUCUUAUGCUUAUUAUUAAUUUGAAUAAAACUAUUUUGUUAUGCA